Molecule: messenger RNA, 2248 nt
Organism: Pimephales promelas (fathead minnow)
Lineage: Eukaryota; Metazoa; Chordata; Actinopteri; Cypriniformes; Leuciscidae
Gene: ventx
Product: VENT homeobox
Biological process (GO): regulation of DNA-templated transcription
Molecular function (GO): DNA binding; DNA-binding transcription factor activity, RNA polymerase II-specific
Source: RefSeq, a predicted model, not a curated record
GACAGACAGACAGAGAGAGAGUAUGCGUGUUUGUGUAGGCCUGUAUGUGUGUGCGUGCAUGUGCGGCCCCGCGCUCGUGCAUGUUUAAAAGUUCACAUUAGCCGUCAGUAUUUAUUGUUCGCCCUUUUUUAUCAGCCUCAUGAUAAAAUUAAAACGAACUAUUUUACUGAAGGCAAUCGAGGUUAAUAACGAGUGAUCAUUUUGCAAGAUUAAUCAUACAAUCAAUCAUGUCAUUAUUUCAUCCCAUCAUUAAGGCAUAUCUCACAACAAGUCUUUUUAAUACAACACAUGUGUUUACUUUGGAUCGGCAAAGACUUAUGUUCACUUUUUCUUUCUUUUUUUGAAGUUGCAUAGAGUUCUGCAGGUUUAUUGAUGAAGUCAUCAUAUAUAGGCCUUUAUUUUUUUCUCUCUCUUUUUUUUCUGCUUGGUUAAUAGUUUUUUGUAUAUCGACAAUAUUUGUACAUUCUAUCCCCUGAGAGAGUUUUGUAUAUUACUUCUUGUCAAAAAAAACCCCCCAAAAAAACACAUUGCUAAAAAAAAAAAAAUCAUAUAUAGGCCUAUAGCCUAUUAUACACUGCAACUUAUUUAGUUGCAAGUACAUUAUUAGAGACUAGAGCGUUUUACAGAAACAUACUAUUUAAUUUUUAAGUGUUACUUGCCAUCUUUGUAAUUUUGUUGUGCGAUUUACUUGCAAAUAAAGUAUCCUAAACCAGUUUUUGUUCAGUGUAUUGCAACACAAAACUGUAUGUUUAAUUAAAUGAAACCUGUUUGCAUGAUUGGUUUUAUACAUUUAUAUUCUCGAAGCUCCUGAAACAGGCGGUUUUAUUGCGCAAACUCAGAGACGCAUCUCUUGCCAUUACUCUCGCUCAGGUCACAGCACACACUCUUUACAGCAGGAGACAGGAGGAGACACGGCAAAAGCACAAGAUAUUUCACAUCCAUGAUGAAAACGCAUUUAAUGUUUAAUGCAAUAAGAUGAGAAUUUGCAUAGAUUGGACAGAUUAAACUAAAAUGGGGAUCAGGACUUAAUCCGACUGUCACUAAAACAAUGAUCCACCCAAAAGUCUUGACACUCUUUCAUCUUCACAUUAUCUGUCGAUGGAUUAUGUCUUGUCUUGAGUGGAUGACCAUUGAUUGUAUCAAUGCGUUGAUUAUUCAUCAGAUCUUCGGGUACUUGAGGUGCUCAGACUCGCUGGCGCCUGGAUAUCACAAGUGCCGAACGUGUGAACAAGCCAAUUGCGACAUAUAUUAGCUUCAAUUACAGAGUUAUAAUUCCGCAGAGAGUCGCUUUACUCAUGCAAAUGAGCGCGCGCCUCCUGCAUAAAGUCCGAGAGGAACUUCAGCUCAUCGAGUCGUGUUUAGGAGGAAACAUCAUGUCCAAGAACUUCUCCGUGGAAUGGUUGUCCCAGAGUUUCCAUGAUAAUAAUAUCCAUAAACCAUGUGAUGCAUCUUCAGAAAUUGAAGAGGUAGAGAACAAGGCCUCGACUUCCCCUUUAAGUAAGUAUGACCUUCUCUCUCUCAUGUCUCUAUUGCACACAUUGUGUUUAUCGAUACGCAAACAUAAGUUUUUAUGUGCAUAAUAUGAUACGCAGUUUAUUGCAUGUAAUACACAGGCACCCCACACCUCUGCUAAUCCUACACAAGGGGAACUACUUUCCGCGUAUACAUUGCACGAUAUAAGCUACACAAUUUAAUGUGACCGUGCAAUCCAUUUUGAAAUGCAUCAUGUUCUCCCCAUCAUCACAUCAGAUAGUUGUGGGUACACCUCUGCCUCUGAGAGUGAUGAUGUCGCCGAUGACAGUGAAGGAGAAUCCGGUGCGCGCCGCCGCGCCAGAACCAAGUUCACCACCGAGCAGGUCGCGCGCCUGGAGAAGAGCUUCAGCAAACACAAGUAUCUCGGAGCGACUCAGAGACGCAAGAUAGCGGAGAAGCUGCAUCUGUCUGAAACACAGGUGAAAACAUGGUUCCAGAACAGACGGAUGAAGCUGAAGCGGGAAGUUCAGGACAUGCGCGCUGCCGAGUUUUUUGUGCCGACAUUUCUUCCACCGGUGACGUCAUUUCAGCACCAAGCCACGAGCGGACAGCGCGCGCGCCUGUAUUACCCCGCGCGUGCACUGCAGCAGCGCGUCCACCCGGUGCUGUUCGCGCCCUGUUACUUUUAAGCAUUUCCUUUGAUUUUAAAUGAUCUGUAAUCUAGAAUUUAGAUGUGAUAUAUAUAUAUAUAUAUAUAAAAAACAAAAAAAAAAAA